Molecule: messenger RNA, 3037 nt
Organism: Hippopotamus amphibius kiboko
Lineage: Eukaryota; Metazoa; Chordata; Mammalia; Artiodactyla; Hippopotamidae
Gene: SLC33A1
Product: solute carrier family 33 member 1
Exons: 6
Coding region: 513-2165 (550 amino acids)
Cellular component (GO): membrane
Molecular function (GO): acetyl-CoA transmembrane transporter activity
Source: RefSeq, a predicted model, not a curated record
CGUGUCCAGAUUGGCUUGCUCUGGAGGCGGGCUCAGGACUCAUUUGAAACUAGGACCACUUCCUGAAGCUCAAGGCAGGAAGUCAUCUGGUCUCGCUGGAGUCCCGUGGAGAAAGUGCUGUCUGCCGCCUUGGUGGUGGCGAGAGCCCGCGGUGGGUCGGCGGACUGGCUGUUUGGUCUCGCCACAGCUAGGGGCCCGUUUCCAUCGCAGCACCACGGCCCGCUCCUCCAGCCCAGACCCCGGCGCGGCUGCCCGGGGGGCUUCUUCAGGCUCCUUGACGCCGCUCCAAGGGGCACCUAUCUGGGCAUCGCCUGGGCUUCCAGCCAGGGGACUGGCUCCUGGCUUCAGUACUCCGGGCCACAGUAAGAAGUGCCCUUUUCAACUCGCCCUCUGCCUCCCUCCCUGAGCCAUCGAGAGCCUGGUCCAGAGCGACAGCCUUGGACCUGGGACUAGACAGAUCCAAGACGCUCAGCCCUGGCCCCCCACAGACGGGGCUCUGCAUCGUUUCUGACAUGUCACCCACCAUCUCCCACAAGGACAACAGUCGGCAACGACGGCCAGGGACUUUCAACCACUCUCUAGAUAUGAUGAGCGGUCCUCUGCCGCCGGGUGCCUGGGAUGAUAAUCAUUCAGACUUGGUGGGCGGGGAAGGGGACAAAGAAGCUCUUCUGCGGGAUAUCGGCGCUAGUGACUUCUCAAAACCCCCACGGAGCUGCCGGGCGGAAUUAGGCAGCAUUUUGCUGUUGCUCUUUCUUUAUGUGCUUCAGGGCAUUCCACUGGGCCUGGCGGGAAGCAUCCCACUCAUUCUGCAGAGCAAAAAUGUUAGCUAUACAGAUCAAGCUUUCUUCAGUUUCGUUUUUUGGCCCUUCAGCCUCAAAUUGCUCUGGGCCCCGUUGGUUGAUGCGGUUUACUUUAGGAGCUUCGGUCGUCGCAAAUCUUGGCUUGUCCCUACACAGUAUAUACUGGGACUCUUCAUGAUAUAUCUCUCCACUCAAGUGGACGAUUUGCUCGGAAAUACAGAUGGCAGAACCCCCGAUGUGGUUGUUCUCACUGUGACAUUCUUUUUGUUUGAAUUCUUGGCAGCUACUCAGGACAUCGCUGUGGAUGGUUGGGCGUUAACCAUGUUAUCCCGGGAAAACGUGGGUUAUGCUUCUACCUGCAAUUCGGUGGGCCAAACAGCUGGUUACUUUUUGGGCAAUGUUUUGUUCUUGGCCCUUGAAUCUGCCGACUUUUGUAACAAAUACUUGCGGCUUCAGCCUCAACCCAGGGGAAUCGUUACUCUUUCAGAUUUCCUUUUCUUCUGGGGAACUGUAUUUUUGAUAACAACAACUUUAGUUGCCCUUCUGAAAAAAGAAAACAAGGAAAUGUCAGUAGGAAAAGAAGAAACCCAAGGGAUCACAGAUACGUACAAGCUGCUUUUUGCAAUUAUAAAAAUGCCCGCAGUUCUGACAUUUUGCCUUCUGAUUCUAACUGCAAAGAUUGGUUUUUCAGCAGCAGAUGCAGUAACAGGACUGAAAUUGGUAGAAGAGGGAGUACCCAAAGAACAUUUAGCCUUAUUGGCAGUUCCAAUGGUUCCUUUGCAAAUAAUAUUGCCUCUGAUUAUCAGCAGAUAUACUGCAGGUCCCCAGCCACUAAACAUAUUUUACAAAGCCAUGCCCUACAGAUUAUUGCUUGGAUUAGAAUAUGCUCUACUGGUUUGGUGGACUCCUAAAGUAGAACAUCAAGGGGGAUUCCCUAUAUAUUACUAUAUUGUAGUGCUGCUGAGUUAUGCAUUACAUCAGGUUACAUUAUAUAGCAUGUAUGUUUCUAUAAUGGCUUUCAAUGCGAAAGUUAGUGAUCCACUUAUUGGAGGAACAUAUAUGACCCUUUUAAAUACUGUGUCCAACCUGGGAGGAAACUGGCCUUCUACAGUAGCUCUUUGGCUGGUGGAUCCCCUCACAGUGAAAGAGUGUGUGGGAGCAUCAAAUCAGAAUUGCCGAACACCUGAUGCUGUUGAGCUUUGCAAAAAACUUGGUGGCUCAUGUGUUACAGCACUGGAUGGUUACUAUGUGGAGUCCAUUAUUUGUGUUUUUAUUGGAUUUGGUUGGUGGUUCUUUCUUGGUCCAAAACUUAAAAAGUUACAGGAUGAAGGACCAUCUUCAUGGAAGUGCAAAAGAAGCAAAUAAUGUAUUCACUACUGGACAUUCUAGAAAGGUAACUCUAGUUUAGUUUUAACUCAGAGAGUUAUGAUAAUCAGUGUAUAGGAGUAUAAAAUAUUAUUUUAAACAGGAAAUUAUUAAUAUAAAAUGCCAAAUGGUUAAAAAUAUAGAGACCUCUGUAUAUUUAAAUAUACUUUCCCUUGCCUUGUCAAUGUAUUUACAGUUUACUUAAGGUCAGGAAAUUGGUACUAAAACAACUUUUCUGGUCUUGUUAUUUGAUUUAUAUCUUUUUAAUUUACUGACCAAAGCAUGUUUUAAGCUGCAAUGCAGUAGUCAUGGGUGGUAACCAUGCAGUCAAGUAUUGUUAUCAGUACCUAUCAUUGAGCUAUACUAAAAUGUUUGGUAAAAUACAUUAAAUGGAACAGAGCUUGAUAUUAAGGUACUAACUACAACUAGUUUGGCCUUGUUGGCAGUUAAAUCUUAUUUUGAAUUGCAGAUUGGUUAAAUUUUAUGUGAAAUUUGCUGAGAAGAGAAUGUAAACUACUGAAAUAACAUUUUAGUUGUUAUUUUUCUGACCAUAACCACAUUGUGCUAAUGAAUCUGUGUUAAAAACUAUUUUAAAUGUAUUUCCUGUUUUUGUAAGCAUUAGAUUUAUAAAAAGAUUAUUCAAACUAUUUUUUAUAAAAUGAAAGCUAUGACUUUUAAUUUAUUGAUUCCCCUCCCCACUCCCCCAUUUUGGAAGAUAUUUUCAUUCCUUGUUAACUUUUACCCUAAAGCUUACGUGUGUUUUUUGUCAUAAGUGCUUCAUGGCACAUGGACAGCUCACAGGGGGAUCAAAUUUAACGUUGUAUGUAUGUUCAUGGCAAAGUUUUGACAAUAAAAAUUAAACAUUUUUCUUC